Molecule: messenger RNA, 1407 nt
Organism: Menidia menidia (Atlantic silverside)
Lineage: Eukaryota; Metazoa; Chordata; Actinopteri; Atheriniformes; Atherinopsidae
Source: the annotation of a GenBank genome assembly
CUGAACAAAAGGAAAAUGAGGAGACUACAGUCCACCCUUCUGGUCUUUUUGCUGUGCUGCUGCCUCUCUGGAAGCCAAGCCAACCGGGUCUAUGUUCACCCUUUUUAUCUGUUUGCUGGAGAGAAUGUCAGCUGCGAGACCAUCCAAAGCCAGAGUGUAAGGCCUCUGGAAACAACCCCUGUGGCCCUGCUUGAUAUGGAGGUCUUGACACCGGACAGCAGAGAUGGGUCGAAAGUGGAUGCUCAGAAGCAGAACAUGACAGAGAGGGCGGCCGUCCUGACAAAGCUGAUGGGCUCCUUGGGCCUGAGGAUGUACAAGGAUCUCAGCAAAGGGCAGAACAGCAGCAACAUCCUCCUAUCUCCAGUCAGUACUUAUGGCUCACUUGUCAACCUCUACCUCGGAGCUUCCAAGAAGUCAGCAGGCUCAUUCCAGUUUUUCCUGGGUCUGAGUAGUGGAACUGACGGAGAGGACUGUGUGUACCUGGUGGACGGACAUAAGGUUCUCAGCACCCUGCAGGCUGUUAACUCUCUGGUUGAUGAUGGACCUAAAGAUGACAUCACUACCCAGGUCUGGGUGUUCGCUCGCCAGGGCGCCGUCCUAUCUGGGGACUUCACUCAAGGCACAAAGGACUUCUCAGACGCAUCGUUUAUCCGAGGCGUGGACUUCUCCACACCUCAGGCGGCAGAGACGCUGGUGAACAGCUUUAUGGAGAAGACCUCAGAUGGAAAGGUCAAGAACAUCUUUAAAGAUCUGAACGCAAGCAGCGAUCUCCUCUUCGUCUCCUCCUUCAGCUUCCAAGGAAACUGGAUGACAGGCUUCCAGCCAGAGAGGACCUCCCUGCAGGAGUUCCAUGUGGAUGAAACAACAACAGUAAAGGCCCCGUUCAUGACACACACAGGCGUCUUCCAUUACCUGAACGACAAGGUGAGGAGGUGCACAGUUGUGAAGCUGUCUCUGAGCAAACGCUCUUACAUGUUGCUGGUCCUGCCUCAUGAGGGCGUCAGCCUCACCGACAUCGAGUCGAAACUGCAGUUAGAUGUGAUGUCAAGCUGGCACCAAAACCGCCAAGUGGGACUGUUGGAGCUGUCUUUCCCCAAGUUCUCCAUGUCAACUGAGACUGACCUGCGUGAUCUGCUGACAUACAUGAACCCUGUGAUUGAGGCUGAGCUGUUGGGCUUUAAGGCCGAUUUCAGCCGGCUCAGCAACACUAAACCCUUCACCGUAAACAAGGUCAUCAACAGGGUGUCGUUUGAGAUGUCUGAGGGAGGAGCAGAACCUCAGGACAAGGCUCAGGAAGCAGGAGUCCCUCUUAAGUUAUCCAUCAACAGGCCGUUCUUCUUCGCGGUCAUAGAAGGAUAUUAUAACUCCAUCCUCAUGCUGGGAAAGAUGGUCAACCCCACACUUUGA